This is a messenger RNA of Bombus impatiens (common eastern bumble bee), 1979 nucleotides long. Its product is annotated as sodium/potassium/calcium exchanger 4-like. Gene Ontology annotation, biological process: calcium ion transmembrane transport; intracellular calcium ion homeostasis. Gene Ontology annotation, cellular component: membrane. The transcript is spliced from 6 exons. Gene Ontology annotation, molecular function: calcium channel activity; calcium, potassium:sodium antiporter activity. NCBI's taxonomy places the organism in Eukaryota, Metazoa, Arthropoda, Insecta, Hymenoptera, Apidae. The record is from RefSeq and is a predicted model, not a curated record. Bases 237 to 1964 code for a protein of 575 amino acids.
AAGAGUACAUGAAAGACGAGAUGAAUAUAUGGUUGUUAAAAAGUUACGCGUGUAUCACUGUGCUAUCGAUAUGGUCGCCAGCCUCUUACGCGCUACUUGGAAACGCCUUUUUUCUUUGCAACAUUCGUCUGUUUGCCUUCUUUACGAACAUCAAAUCAUCAGUGGAACUGGAUAGCGCGUAAUUCAAAGGGGGAACGAUAGAAGAGAGGAAUUUUCUGAAAAUAUCAAUUGUCUCGAUGUACGCACAAGUUGGCGCGCUCAAAUAUUCAAAGAGGCAUGCGCGUAUCAAUUCUAGAUUAAGGUUUUCAGAGAAUUUUACACGACUAUAUUGUUUGUUAUUUCCAUUUAAAAUAUAUCCUCUACCUGGAGGAAGAGAAAGAAAUUUUUCACUUUUAGAAACGUUCUCGACUUACUUGCCGAAUGGAAUCGCCGAAGCACGUGACAUAAAUCAACCGAUGCUAACCAUUAAAAAUAAGGUGGUUGCGAAGCAAGCAACGAGAAGCGAUGGACAAGAAUCAUUCGUAUCUCUUAGGAUGGAAGAAAAGGAAGAAGAGAAAGAAAUUAAUUGCACGGAUCGUUCUAUAUUUGAUUUUCCCGAGGAUUUGUUCACAUACAAAGAACGUCGUCACGGGGCCGUAGUGUUGCAUACCUUUCUCGGAUUAUAUUGUUUUCUAUUGACAGCAUUUGUUUGCCAUGAUUAUCUAUUACCGGCUAUCGACUGCAUAUGCGUCAGUAUGAACAUAAGCACCGAUGUUGCUGGAGCAACGUUUCUUGCUAUGAGCAGUUCCUUCCCCGAAUUAUUCGUGAAUAUAAUUGGAACGUUCCUAACCGAGUCGGAUCUUGGUGUUGGUACUGUUGUCGGUAGCGCCGUAUUCGACACGUUUGCAACUCCGGCCUGCGGAGCGUUAACGACUCUUUGCGCGAUACCGUUAGAAUGGCGAAUAUUGUCACGAGACUGUGCAAUGUAUGUGGUAUCUAUUGGAGCAUUGGUAGCAAUAAUGUGGGAUCGUCGGAUUCAUUGGUACGAAGCCAUGAUUUUGAUAAUGUUGUUGUGCAUUUACCUAAUCUUGCUCUUUUGUGGCAAAGGUAUUUGGCGGUGUUGCGGUAAAAUCGCUCCUUUUAAUUCUAAAUCCGCGGCAAAGUUGUCUAACGUUGGAGAGAAGUUGCCUCGUAAUGGCUCCUACAAACUGCGCUCUCCAGAUGAUGUUGUUGCAGUCAAUCCUAGCAAGAACGUAGAUAUUAAAAAAUUGGAAAGCCAACAGCGUGAUCUCGAAAAUGUUCUAGAAAAUUUGGACAAAUCGCUGGAACGUUCUGUUUCUGAAUAUUUAUUUACUUGGCCAAGGGAACGAACUAUGAUUGCAAAAUGUUGGUUUAUGUUUGGUUGGCCAUUGAAAUUUUUGCUAUAUGUAACGAUACCAGAUGUCAGGAUCGAACGAUUGAAACGCUGGUAUCCAUUGACAUUCAUUAUGUGCGUGAUUUGGAUCGGAAUAUCUUCUUAUUUGGUUUCUUGGAUGACGACGGUUGUCGGUGAUACAAUAGAUAUCCCGGAUUCCAUUAUGGGUCUUACAUUUCUAGCCGCUGGUGGAAAUAUGCCGGAGCUUGCGUCCAUCGUGAUUUUAGCCAGACAAGGGGACGGAAAUAUGGCGAUGAGCAAUACGUUGGGGGCAAAUAUUCUCGACAUUUUACUUUGCUUGGGCUUACCGUGGACAAUAAGUUGUCUAAUGAAAGGAAAAGACGUGGAGAUCGUAUCAGGAGCUAUAUCCUACAGUGUACUUACAACAGUUGUUUGCAUAGUAGUUCUUUAUACAGUUAUAGCAUGUUUCAAUUUUAAAUUAAACAAAAAAGUAGGAAUCAUAUGUCUGGUGUUAUACACAAUAUUUUUAAUAUUUGCCAUUCUCGUAGAAUUGAACGUUUUCUUUUUUGUAAAUUUACCAAUGUGUCCUCAUAUCGAUGAAUUAUAUUGAUUGAUUUCGCAUAUU